Molecule: messenger RNA, 210 nt
Organism: Meloidogyne enterolobii
Lineage: Eukaryota; Metazoa; Nematoda; Chromadorea; Rhabditida; Meloidogynidae
Source: the annotation of a GenBank genome assembly
UACCAUUCGACUCAGCUCGCCGAGACGAAUCGAAUGACAUAUUUUUCGUCCCGGUUUGGAGCGGGCCCUCGACUAAACUAUAUCCGUUUUUUCUUCUCCCGAACAUUACUAGUAAAUACACCUUUUAUACAUACCUUAAUUAUGGGUCGCUCUCUACUCCCAUCUCUCUAUUCCCUCUCUCUAAAAUCUCGAUAAUCGAAAUUUUUCGAA